UAGUGCUUCAUAGUAUAUGUGACAUAAUCAUUGGAUGUAGGUCUUAGAGUAAUUGAAAUUAGUCUAAAUAUUUACUCGGUUCGUUUGGCAAGGACUUUAUUUGCAGUUUUUUGUUAUUAUUCUAUCAGAAUGCAGAAAAACAUGUUAGCAUACCUUCUCCUAUCACUGUCCAUCACGACAGUUGCCAGCAAGAUGACAGGCUUCAUAGUGGGAGGGCAUGAGGCCAACAUGCGGGAGUGGCCCUUCAUUGCCUACCUGCUGGCACAUAAGGGGCGUGACUCGAUAGCGGCGUGCGGCGGGUCGCUUAUAAGCUCCCAGACCAUUUUGACGGCAGCGCAUUGUCUUGACGAUGUCACCAACAGCAAGAAGGAUGUCGGGAAAAUCAAGUACGUCAUCUACAUGGGCCACCGUCUCCACCGACGUGCGACCAUGCGUCGAGACAUGCUAGAUUACAUGACCCACGAAAAUUACGAUCCUGACGACGUUUAUUUCGACAUAGGGAUUAUGUUCCUUGCGAAUCCGGUGCAGUUCUCUCACACUGUUAAGAAGGUGAUGCUGAUGACUGGGGAGAUGGGACGGCAUAUGGGGCAAGAAGGGGGGUUGGCGGUGGCUGGCUGGGGCAGAUUUGGGUGGGAUUCCCCUGGCAGUGAGUUCCUGAAAAGCCUGGACCAGACGCUUCUCAGCCAAGACUUAUGCUACCAGUACAUAGACGAGACAGAGAAUGCGCCGGGAAUAAUUUGCGGUGCCAAGAAUGCGGAGGUCAACUCAACGGAGUACGCUUUUAGUGGUGACUCUGGUGGUCCGCUGGCGCGGCCACGAGACCAGCGGCUAGCGGGGCUGGUGUCCUGGCGGAUGGAGUCCCACGGGGUCACCGUGUACACCAGCGUACCCUUUUUUUACUCCUGGAUAGAGGACACGCAGUUAAAAUUGUUUAGGCGGUACUGUGGUAAGAGCGGAUAGGAGGGUUAAUGCAGCACUUUUGCCGGAUCUGGACACACCUUUAUAUUAAUAAAAUAAUAUGUAUAUCAGUUACAUUGCCGAUUCAAGCACUGUAUAAUAUUAAUCAUUACACAGUAAAAUUAGUUGCUUACAUUGAGUUAUUAUUAUUACUAUAGAGAAGCUGAAAUUGUCGCAAUCGCAACCUAUAACCAUGCGACCAAAACGUCGUAAGCGCCAUGAAAUUCAUGGCGCUUACGCGUUUAGGUCGCGAGUUUCACGCUCCGCUUCCAUAGUUUGUUGUCGGCCGUUAUAGUAUUAUUUUAUAUAUUAACUAUUUAGACAUACUUAAGUUAAUAUUGACAUUUUACAUUAUUGUUAUUCUUGCAAACAUAUUAUUAUUGCGAUAUACGAAAACGUUUAUUUUAAAUAA
Cydia splendana is the source of this 1369-nucleotide messenger RNA. RefSeq names its product granzyme B-like. Gene Ontology annotation, biological process: proteolysis. The record is from RefSeq and is a predicted model, not a curated record. The transcript has 6 exons. NCBI's taxonomy places the organism in Eukaryota, Metazoa, Arthropoda, Insecta, Lepidoptera, Tortricidae. Gene Ontology annotation, molecular function: serine-type endopeptidase activity. Bases 130 to 960 code for a protein of 276 amino acids.